Mesocricetus auratus (golden hamster) is the source of this 2415-nucleotide messenger RNA. Its product is annotated as zinc finger protein 431. Gene Ontology annotation, biological process: negative regulation of transcription by RNA polymerase II. Bases 227 to 1447 code for a protein of 406 amino acids. The record is from RefSeq and is a predicted model, not a curated record. Gene Ontology annotation, molecular function: DNA-binding transcription repressor activity, RNA polymerase II-specific. NCBI's taxonomy places the organism in Eukaryota, Metazoa, Chordata, Mammalia, Rodentia, Cricetidae. The transcript is spliced from 4 exons.
UCUCCUAGUAACACACAAAGUGGUGCUGGGUCCUUCUGGACGCUGGCUAAAGGCUUGGCUUUGAAGAGAAACUGGAGCCAGCGGUUUUGUGUGCUGUGCUUUCAGCAAAGGCGAGCUGGAAAACCACAACUUGAACACAGUGACCUAUGAUGAUGUGCACAUCAACUUCACUCAGCAAGAGUGGGCUUUGCUGGAUCCUUCCCAGAAAAGUCUCUACAAGCAUGUGAUGCUUGACACCUACAGGAACCUCACUGCUAUAGGUUACAGUUGGGAAGACCAUAAUAUUGAAGAACAUUGUGAAAGUUCUAGAAGACACAGAAGGCAUAUUCAAAGGCAUGAAAAAAAUCAUACUGGAGAGAAAAUUUAUGAACAUAUUCAAUAUGGUGAAGUCUUUGCAUGUCACAGUUGUCUCCGUCUCCAUAAAAGAACACAUCAUGGAGAGAAAACCCAUGAAUGUAAUCAUUGUGGUAAAGCUUUUGCAAGUCAUGGUGUGCUUAAAAGACAUAUAAGAACACAUACUGGAGAGAAGCCCUAUGAAUGUAAUCAAUGUGAUAAAGCCUUUGCACAUGUUAGUAGUCUCCAAAGACAUAUAAGAACACAUACUGGAGAGAGACCCUAUGAAUGUAGUCAUUGUGGUAAAGCUUUUGCAAGUCAUGGUGAGCUUAAAAGACAUAUAAGAACACAUACGGGAGAGAAACCCUAUGAAUGUAAUCAAUGUGGUAAAGCCUUUUCACGAUUCUCUAGACUCCAAAUACAUAAAAGAACACAUACUGGAGAGAAACCGUAUGUAUGUAAUCAAUGUGGCAAAGCUUUUUCACAACAUGACAAUCUUGUAUCUCAUAAAAGAAUACAUACUGGAGAGAGGCCCUAUGAAUGUCAUCAAUGUGGUAAGGCCUUUUCACAUGUCAAUAGUCUACAAAAACAUAAAAAAACACAUACUGGAGAGAAACCCUAUGAAUGUAAUCAGUGUGGUAAAGCAUUUUCGGAACGCUCUAAACUCCAAAUAUGUAAAAAGAAACAUACUGGAGAGAGACCCUAUGAAUGUAAUCAAUGUGGUAAAGCCUUUUCACAACACUGCAGUCUCGUAAGUCAUAAAAGAACACAUACUGGAGAGAGACCCUAUGAAUGUCAUCAAUGUGGUAAAGCUUUUUCACAACAAGGCAGUCUUGUAACUCAUAAAAGAACACAUACUGGAGAGAGACCCUAUGAAUGUAAUCAAUGUGAUAAAGCAUUUUCACGUGUCAGUAGUCUACAAACACAUCAAAGAAUACAUAGUGGGGAGAAACCCUAUGUAUGUAAUCAAUGUGGUAAAGCCUUUUCACAACAGAGCAGUCUUGUAAUUCAUAAAAGAACACAUACUGGAGAGAAACCCUAUGAAUGUAAUCAAUGUGGUAAAGCCUUUUCACAACACUGCAGUCUUGUAAGUCAUAAAAGGACACAUACUUGAGAGAAAACCUGUGAGUGUAACUAAUGGGGUAAAGUCUUUGUAUGUAACAGUCUUUAAAAAUCAUGAAAGAUGAAUCAAACUGCAGAGAAACCCUAUAAAUGUAAGCAGUAUGGUAAAGUGCACCUUGUAUAUCACAAUAAUAUUUGAGGACCUGAGAAAUUCAUACUGAAGGGAAUCUUACUAUAAAGGAUUUGGUAAGAUCUUCAGCCAACACAAGAUUCUGGAAAGAAAAAUAUUUGGCAAGUGUCAACAGCCUGUUCCAGCAUUAUAAUGUCUCUAUUUUGUUUGCACAUGCAAACUCAUAUAAACAAAAGUCCUAUGAAUUCACUGAUAAAGUAACCCUUUUUGACUUCACUCUUUUCUUUAAUUACGUAAGACACGUAAUUAAAGAUCGAUUGAUUUCCCUAAACCCAAUCCUGCAUGCUUGCUUCUGUUACAUGAGCCAAUUCAUGCUGAAGGGAACCUGUUAAGACUUUAAAUACCUCAACACCUGGGUUACAGGAAUAACUGCUUAUAAGAGAAAAUAUUCAUGUGUGAAAAUGUUUGUUUAGAGAUUUGAUUGAAUUUUAAUUACUUGGUGUCAAUGUGUGGGUUUGUGACUGUUCAUGCUUAUUCCCAAGGUUAGACCCUUGAGUAUUCCUGUAGCAGGAACAACAGAAAGUUCUCAGAAUCAUGACCUAUGUCCUGGCAAUGAAUUUGGCAUAAUUUUGCUCAUCCAUAUAUCUAGCCCUAUACAUUUUUUAAAUCCUUUUUGUAUCAUCUUGAUAUCAGGUAAUAGGGAAGAACUCACAGAAGAGAAAAAAAAACAAUUCAUGUAAAUGAUUUGGUAAAUACUUCAUACUUGUCUUUAGUUUCAAUAAAAAAAAACUUUCAUGUGAAGGUUUGUAUUAACAAGUUCACUAGACCCAAGACAAAUGAUAAAUGGCUGAUUUAUUAGGGAUAAUAAAGAGCCACCAUGGCCUUCCUGC